Messenger RNA from Talaromyces amestolkiae, 3315 nucleotides. RefSeq lists its product as uncharacterized. Bases 1 to 3315 code for a protein of 1104 amino acids. The record is from RefSeq and is a predicted model, not a curated record. NCBI's taxonomy places the organism in Eukaryota, Fungi, Ascomycota, Eurotiomycetes, Eurotiales, Trichocomaceae. The transcript has 13 exons.
AUGGCUCAUCAAAAACACAACAUCUACUGGGUUGCGCUGACCUCGUGUCUCAAAGUCCACGCUCCAGAAGUGCCUACCAAAGAGAGGCCAAUCAACCUUUACUUUCGAUUCAAGGACAACCAGGACAAGAAGAUCAGCCAUUUCGUGACUUCGUUUGUGAACAACAUCAAGAAACACACGGCAUGCGAGCGGAGGAAGUAUCCCGAUACAUUCGAUAUACCAGAUAAAGAUGAUCUGAUACUGGGAGACGACACAACACAAAAAAUAACUCCGCUCGUACACAAAUGGCGCGAGACUUACGAGUGGGACUUGGCAUCAAAACCACGCAAGAAGGAAACACCACCACUCCGAAAACUAUGCAACCAUGACAAUGGAGAAGGCUUUGAAUGUGGAUGCGUUAUCCCACUUCGGGAAAGAAAAGCCUCUGCGUUCCUGCGACAGCAUUAUUCGAAUGAUUGCUACCAAUUCUUUGCGACGAAUACAGAGGCAUUCUACAACAUCGAGGUGGUCAAGACGCUCCUUUUGUAUGGAGAGAUGGAACCUAUUCUUCGUGUUUGUGUGCACCCGGAUGUUGAUUAUGCGAACUGGGAAAGUCAGUGUCAAUGCUAUUGCAUGGACCACGAUGCCGGCUGGGAUACCGUCUAUGAAGCAGCAAUAAAUGCCUAUCUGACCCUCAACAUCCUGUACUCUUUCCCCGAAUUAUGGGACCCUGCCUCAUCAUCAUCAAGCAGGCCGACAGACUACAGAUCCACAAAGCUAUACCAAGUGAUGCUCCGAUUCUGUACCUGGUCCAACUGCACGUCCGAAGUAGCAAAGUACCCGCACAGAGCAUUCUUCGGCGUAGGCGACCAUCAAUUUCAUAGCUGGCCUCGUAUGGAUCCCGUCUUCGAACUAAAAUAUCUGCCCCCUAGUAAUUCCGACGAACGACGUAGAUUCGGAAACGUCGAGUUUCCGUAUGGUCAAGCGCCGAUUCAGGAAUUUCUUAACGCGGAGAAACAUUCUACUGGCUACUUGCCGGAUGGAGCGGCAGUUGCAUUUGCUAAAAACAUAUUGUAUAGCAAUAGACUGCCCACGGAAUUGGUUGAUGAUGUGAUGGAACAGGCAGAUUAUACGGUCAAACGCAGGCUGGUGUACCCGGAUGAUCCGUUUCAUGCGGGGAAUAAGGAGGAGUUGCAGAAGUAUUUGAACAUGCCUCCAAGCAGUAGCGAGCCUCAGGAUGUCAUCAUGACCAACGCCGAAGAUGAGGCUGGUAACAUCUUUGACGAGAUGCUCGCCGAAAUGGAGGGUGAAUGGGGCUCACAAGACCCGUUCAUGCUUCAAAACGAGGUCCAACCAGAGAACUACAUUGACCCAGCACUCUUCGCUCAGUCGCUAGGCAUGCCUAACGUUUUUGGUGCAUCUCCUUCAGCCUCUGAAUCACCAACUCGUCAGGAACAACUGGCCUACCCCUUUGCUGUAACCACAGGCCCUGUCCGUCCAGCAGGAMAAGCCACUGUCUCGACACCUGUUCGUCAGCAAGCAAGUUCCAGUGCUGCUUCGUCUGACUACUCUCCCUCUUCUACUGGUUUGCACACCCCAUCACGCAGAGACAGAGGUCAUUACGGUCCAGCCAGACGUCGUACAGGCGCUCUGAGCAACUUUCAGCCUAUUGCCGCUAGUCCUCAACGUGAAUCUGCGCAGGCCAACACAGGAUACUCCUUCGAGCCAAUUCCAGAGCAUCAACAGGGCAUUUUGAGCCCCGGUAACUACAUCAACGAGGAUAUUCCAGAGUUUAGACCUCGAAGAGUGACCCCUGAGCCUGAAAACAGGUUCAAUUUCCCUCAAAACCUUGGCUCACCUUGUCUCGUGGCUGAUCCUGGGCCGGUCGAGGGUGUUGGUGGUGAGUUUGAUAGUCAGGGGACCGAGCCUGACUCCUCUCAAGAGAUGGCACAGUUGCACAACGCUCUUCAAUACUCAUAUCAGUACCCUGUUGCUUCCUCGGCAUAUACGCUCGGGAUCGCUUUUCCGAAUCCUCCUCUCAGUCAAGCAACCGUUGCAGAUGCGAGUGCGAAUCAACAAUCUGCUGAUUACUUACACCUCGCCCCUCAGAAUGCAAACGAGGCAACUGCAAAUGCUCUUCCCAACUAUGUUCCUGUGGCCACCUCGAAUACUAUUGUCGAAGCAAAUGCGACUGUGCCCACUGCGAAUCCUAACCGGGGCACGCCACAAAGUACUAAGCGUGCAAGAAAGAAUGCGAACAACACUCAGAACCCCGCUCUUCCUGCAACUGUCAAUCAACCAGCGUCUGCUCAGCAGCCAGGAUCUAUGAACCAGCCCGCGCCUCCACCUACCACUCAGCUCACAUCUACCAGCCAGACUGGAGCUCCUAGUCAGCUUGCGCCCCCUACCGUGCCUGCGUCCACCAGCCAGCUCGUGUCUACCAAUCCAGCACCCAACAAGCAUUCGGCCAAAGCUCGUGGCAGAAAAGUCUCCGCCGCUCCUGAUCUUACCGUCCAAGAAAAGAUCACGCAAUUUUGGAAUGGCCGCCGAGACAAGACUGGAAAAGAGCUUGAACCUUCUUUGCUGUGCCAUGGCAGCGCGGACAAAUAUCAGCCACAGCUUCGUAUCGAAAAUGCCACAGCGACCGAAUCCGGCUUCGCUCAAUACACCAAGGAGCCUAAUGAACAUCAUCCCAAACUGUCGGAAGAUCUCCCCGACCAAGGCCAACCCCAUUCCGAACUCAUGCUGUAUAGCCAAGUCAUGAACCAGGAGAACUGCGAGACGCCCGUGUACUCAGGACAAGUCCUGGUAGCGUCCUACGAUAUGAAAUCCAAUUGGUGGCACAAAGUCAACAUUUGGGCAUUCGGCCGUGACAAUCUUGCGCGUUAUCCUGAUGAAAUUGCAGUUGUCAUCACUCCAUUCCACAUCAUAUUCGGUCGGAUUCCGCACACCAACAACCUCGAAAUCUUGACAAAUGACUGGCUCUCAUUGUUGGGCCUAGCAGAGAAGACCUUCAGAACCCCAGUCGUUGGCGCCGAGGAGAAGACUUGGGCGUACAUGUAUCGAAUCGUGCCGAUUACAGCGGAGGUGCAGAAAGAUAUCGAUAACCAUGAAGAACACCUAAUCAAAUCGAAGAAGUUCCUCAAUGACUUGGGUGUCAAUACUGUGUACAGUAAGAGAUUCAGUCAUCAGGCUUUCUUUGUUCCUCCAGUGGGAAAAAGCCUUGGGAACCAUGAAUUUGGGAUCAGAGUCGGCCGUUUCGGAAAAGAGGGCCAAUUUGACCGUCUUAGAGUCGAGGUUCGUGACAUAGUGGGGCGACGUCUUCUUUGGGAUUGA